CGCCCUAGAGACGAAUUAGAAGUAUUCUUCCGACACCAAGUAAUGGUCCCCAUCCAGUCAUGAGGACUAAGUACUACAAUAAGUUCUCUCCCGUAUCAGCGACUGAAACGGACAGACAUAAUUCCAAACACAACUGGCUUCCACCGGGAUGUUCAGGAAUCAGACUAGGUAAUCGCUUAGAUGUCUGUGGAUUCGGCCACUAAUGUGAACUUGGAUUCGCGUGCAACCAUGUGCCGGAACGUCCCCAAACCUCCAAAACUUGUUGGUCUCCUGAGGGGGCCGAUCUUUUUGCUUAGGACGACAUCAUCCUCGAAAAGAAAAGGACGUACCAUCAACAAUCCAGCUGGGUUCUUCAACAUCCCUCUAUCAACCGGGGACGAAAGGCACAUACGGCAUGGGUCGUUAAGCGAUCUCACCACCGAUGCUUUGAUCGAUGCCCAAUUACGUGGUAUAAAUUGGACACGAAAGCCCCAUCACCCCCUUUUUCUGGGGUGCUUAUUGCCAAAUGCUGUCCAGGCACCAACCUAUCAAUCGCUUUCUUCCUCCGACUGGGAUCACACCAUAUACUCAUCAGCAGGAACAAAAGCCAUCUGUACUCUCGAACAAAUGACCCUAUCAGACUCCAACUUCCCACGAGUAUUUUAUGACCUGUGGGCUAAAAGGGCGCUCGUGGCUCUGGUGGAGCCAAUUACCCAUUACCCCUUUUCAGACUUAAUUCCAUACAGGGCUAUGGGGAGGGGGAUUACGGUUCUUAUACCCGGUGGAACGUAACCACCAUGAUUUUGUAUGGGGGCUAGUUUUGGUUCUGCAAUCCUCUCCGAUAUGCAAACUGCAGCUGUCUGUCACCUUGAGAUGGACGUGAAGGCUUCGCAUUGGUUGAGGCCUUAACAUCCAUGUCUAUCGUACAUGUAUGGGUGGCGUCUAGUAAUCGUUCCUGCAGAUAGUCUGGUCGCUGCUGUCCAACUGCCAGUUCACGCCAAGUUUACUGUGCUUUUAGACUUACAUGCAUUGAUUAUUCUUGAAAUUUUCUUGAUUUGAUCUUCUGGAUGGGCCAGGCUUAGCUGU
Aspergillus alliaceus is the source of this 1065-nucleotide messenger RNA. RefSeq lists its product as uncharacterized. The coding region runs from base 181 to 771 and encodes 196 amino acids. Lineage: Eukaryota; Fungi; Ascomycota; Eurotiomycetes; Eurotiales; Aspergillaceae. The record is from RefSeq and is a predicted model, not a curated record. The transcript has 2 exons.